GGAGGAGGGCUAUCUUAAUGGAGCGACAGGGGAGUGUAUUGGUUCCCUGUACUCAGAGUAGUUCCUGGGGGGCUCUUAAGGAAAGGGAGAUCUAGCCUAGAGACACCUUUAUGAAACCAUUUGGGGAGGAGUAUGAGAAGUCCCAAGGAGCAGGUGAUGAAUAUGGCCCCUCUUAAUUUCUUUGGUUGCUCCAUUCCUUGCUGCCUUUAGGGAAGAUUUUAAUUUGAGUCAGUGUGGAGAAAUACAUACCUUAAGCUUCUUCUGGAUAUCCAUUUGGUGCUCCAUUUUCAUGCGUAGGAAGCCACAAGUGCCAAGAUAUUAGGCCAGUCUCAUGUGAAAUGUUCAGAAUAAUAGCCAGAUAAAUUUAAUAUGAUUAAAUAUAAUCAAAUUAGAAUAUAGCUUAGCUAGUAGAUCUUCAGGAAGGAGAUACAUUGUUAUGAACAUAGGCCAUUACAAUGUGGUGAAUUUUAAGGAAGUAUUUUAAGGUUAAAAUUUGAGUAAGUAGAAGUGGAAGGGAAGGGAAAUUCAGGUAAAUAGAAAAGGAGCAAAAUCUUGGGGGACAGGAAAAAGUAUAACACAGGUAAGGGCACAAAUGCCACUUGUAUGGAAAUGGUAGAAUGAGGUCAGAAAGGUAUGGUGGGGCCAAAUUUUGGGAGUAGGGUGACGGAGGCAGGGUGAAGCCUCUAUUGUUUUUUUUUUUUUAAUAUUUAUUUAUUUUGAGAGAGAGAGAGAGACAGAGACAGAGACAGAGAGAAAAAGGCAGAGACAGAGUAACCCAAGAAUCCCAAGUAGGCUCUGCACUGUCAGUGCAGAUCCCGAUACAGGGUUUGAACUCACGAACCAUGAGAUCAUGACCUGAGCUGAAACCAAGAGUCAGACGCUUAAUUGACUGAGCCACCCAGGAGCCUGUCUCUAUUGGUUCCAGAAGCAUGAUUGACACAGAAGGUCUACAUGCUAAUGAGGCAUCAAGGGUCAGAAGUCAUUCCUACACUCAAGUGAGCAUUCUCUGGGAGAACUUGCCUGUGGAGAGUCCCAUGGUUUAGAACUUGAUGCUCUCUUGUAUGAUCUCCAUACACACUCAGAGAUCCUUUCUGUACCUGUCACUUUCAGCAGACUCAUCAGCUUCUGAGUCAUUAUAGAGAGGACUCUAAAGUGCAUCAUGACUCACACCAACUUUACCAUCUUUCACCCUGCAGUUUUUGUCCUACUGGGCAUCCCUGGAUGGGAGGCUUACCACAUUUGGCUGUCAAUACCCCUCUGCCUCAUGUAUAUCACUGCCAUCGUAGGGAACAGCAUCCUGAUAGUGGUCAUCAUCACAGAACGUAAUCUUCAUGAGCCCAUGUACUUCUUUCUCUCCAUGCUGGCCAUCACAGACAUCCUGCUGUCCACCACUACCGUACCCAAGGCUCUAGCCAUCUUUUGGCUCCAUGCCCAUGACAUUGCCUUUGAUGCCUGUGUCACCCAAGUUUUCUUUGUCCAUGUGAUGUUUGUGGGGGAGUCAGCCAUCCUGUUAGCCAUGGCCUUUGACCGCUUUGUGGCCAUCUGUGUCCCCCUGCAUUAUACAGCCGUGCUAACAUGGCGUGUUGUGGGAAGGAUUGGUCUGGCCAUUGUCACCAGAAGCUUCUGCAUCAUCUUCCCAGUGAUCUUCUUAUUGAAGCGGCUGCCCUUCUGCCGGACCAACAUUGUCCCCCAUUCCUAUUGUGAGCAUAUUGGAGUGGCCCGCUUGGCCUGCGCUGACAUCACCAUUAACAUCUGGUAUGGCUUCUCAGUGCCCAUUGUCACGGUCAUCGUGGAUGUGAUCCUAAUUGCUGUGUCUUACUCACUGAUCCUCCGAGCCGUGUUUCGUUUGCCCUCCCAGGAUGCCCGGCACAAGGCCCUUAGCACUUGUGGCUCCCACCUCUGUGUCAUCCUCAUGUUUUAUGUUCCAUCCUUCUUUACAUUAUUGACCCACCGCUUUGGACAUAACAUUCCUCGACAUGUCCAUAUUCUGCUGGCCAAUCUUUAUGUGGUGGUGCCACCAAUGCUCAAUCCCAUUGUCUAUGGCGUGAAGACUAAGCAGAUCCGGGAGGGUGUAGCCCACCGGUUCUUUGACAUCAGGACUUGGUGCUGUGCUUCCCCUCCGGGCUAAUGGCUCCUCAGGAAUCUGCCCUCCAAGCUUUAUCAAGGAAAUUAAGUGUGAAAUACAGAGAUUUCCUGGACUAAGAGGGCUUUUACUUCUCUUCCUCUUUUUCUUCGUGGACCUUCUUUGUGGUCCUCCUCCAACUUUUCGUUUUUCCU
This is a messenger RNA of Acinonyx jubatus (cheetah), 2277 nucleotides long. Its product is annotated as olfactory receptor 52B2. The record is from RefSeq and is a predicted model, not a curated record. Lineage: Eukaryota; Metazoa; Chordata; Mammalia; Carnivora; Felidae. Gene Ontology annotation, cellular component: membrane. The transcript has a single exon. Bases 1160 to 2128 code for a protein of 322 amino acids. Gene Ontology annotation, biological process: G protein-coupled receptor signaling pathway. Gene Ontology annotation, molecular function: G protein-coupled receptor activity; olfactory receptor activity.